AACAAAAUCAACAUAUUCAGUAUCACUAUCACACACUCCUAUAUCUCAUACUCAUUUUCAAUUUAAAUUCAUUUGAUGUUAACUCUUCUCCCUCCUUCUAACACAUAAAUAGAUAUAAACCUUAUCAUAAAAAAAUUGCAAAGAACUUCCAUUAGGAAAAGAAAAGAAAACACACCCUUCUUGUGAAUACAACUACCAUGAAAUUCAUCAUCAUAUUUGUUUUGAUAUUUCAUACCCUUUCCAUGAAUCUUGCACAUGGAAAGAAGGUUAAUAUUGAUCACAAGAAAACUAUUGUGAAAAGUGGUUGUGAUUUGUUUGAAGGAAAAUGGGUUUAUGAUGAAUCAUUCCCUUUAUAUGAAACUUCACAGUGUCCUUUUAUUGAGAAAGAAUUUGAUUGUCAAAAUAAUGGUAGACCAGAUCAAUUCUAUCUAAAGUAUAGAUGGCAGCCCACUGGAUGUAACUUACCUAGAUUCAAUGGUGAAGAUUUCUUAAGAAGAUAUAGAGGAAAAAGUGUUUUGUUCGUGGGGGACUCUUUGAGUUUGAAUCAAUGGCAAUCACUCACUUGCAUGCUUCAUAUAGCGGUCCCACAAGCUCACUAUAACUUAGUGAGAGUUGGUGGUCUCUCCAUUUUCACCUUCAGUAGCUACAAUGUUAAGGUGAUGUUCUCACGCAAUGCAUUUUUGGUGGACAUUGUUGGUGAAAAUAUUGGUAGAGUUUUGAAACUAGAUUCUAUUGAAGCUGCCAAUACAUGGAAAGGAAUUGAUGUUUUGAUUUUUGACUCUUGGCAUUGGUGGCUUCACACAGGAAGAAAACAACCAUGGGAUUUUAUUCAAGAAGGGAAUAAUAGAUUUAGAGAUAUGGAUCGUUUGGUUGCAUAUGAGAAAGGAUUGAAAACAUGGGCCAAUUGGGUUGAUGACAAUAUUAACAUUACUAAAACAAAGGUGUUCUUCCAAGGAGUUUCUCCGGAUCAUGUUAACUCAGAGCAAUGGGGAACACCAACAGAAAGUACAAAAUUUUGUGAAGGACAAGCAAAACCAUUAUUAGGAACCAAGUAUCCAGGAGGCCCACACCCAGCAGAAUUGGUUCUAGAAAGAGUUCUAAGUUCCAUGAAAAAGCCUAUAAACUUGCUUGAUAUCACAACUUUAUCACAACUUAGAAAAGAUGGUCACCCUUCAGUUUAUGGACAUGGAGGACAUAGGGACAUGGAUUGCAGCCAUUGGUGCUUAGCUGGUGUUCCUGAUACUUGGAAUCAACUUUUAUAUGCAACUUUAAUUCAAAAUUGAUUGAUGCAUAUUCUUAAAUUAAAAUUAUGCUCUUUAUGUUCUUGUAUAUUUUCAAUUAAUAUUUGUAAAGAUGAUCAAAUAAGGUAUAUCUUAUUACAAGUGUGAAAUUUUAAGUUGAAAUAAGUAAUGUUGGAUAGAGGAUUGAAGAAUCUAUCAAAAUCUCUUUUUUUUA
This is a messenger RNA of Lathyrus oleraceus (garden pea), 1455 nucleotides long. Its product is annotated as protein trichome birefringence-like 43. NCBI's taxonomy places the organism in Eukaryota, Viridiplantae, Streptophyta, Magnoliopsida, Fabales, Fabaceae. Gene Ontology annotation, molecular function: O-acetyltransferase activity. The coding region runs from base 198 to 1283 and encodes 361 amino acids. The record is from RefSeq and is a predicted model, not a curated record. The transcript has 5 exons. Gene Ontology annotation, cellular component: Golgi apparatus.